AUGAAACUUAUAGUUUGCAAUGAACUUCAAAGUAUAGAUACAACAAAAGUUUUGAACUCAGAUGCUUUGAAGAGUCUUAUAACAGAUAAAGUUGGAGUUGUUGAAAGAAAGUAUAAAGACUCAAGAGUUUAUGAGAAUGUUGCAAACUUCAUUAUGGUUUCAAACAAUGCUGUUCCGAUGAAGUUAGAAAGUUCUGACAGAAGAUAUGUAGUUGUCAGAACGUCAGAUUCUCAUAUGCAAGAUACAGAAUAUUUUGACGACUUAGCAGAAACUUUGACACCAGAGUUUUACAACCAUUUGUUCUCAUACUUUAUGACAUUAGAUAUUUCUAACUUCAAUCCAAGACAAAUUCCACAUACCGAAGAGAGACAAACAUUGUUAGAAGCAAACAAGAGUGUUUAUGAACUGUUCGUAGAUGAAACUGACUUUGUGUCAUUAGAUGAAAGGUCAUUAUAUGAUGAAUAUAAACAAUAUUGUCAAGAGUAUGGUUAUAUGCCAGCGUCUAAACGAACAUUCUUGGCAAAUGUCAAAACUCUUUUAGACGUACAGAAUGGUGUAUAUACAAAGAAAAUUUUUUCUGAGUAA
Messenger RNA from Trichomonas vaginalis G3, 585 nucleotides. RefSeq names its product Poxvirus D5 protein-like family. The record is from RefSeq and is a predicted model, not a curated record. The transcript has a single exon. The coding region runs from base 1 to 585 and encodes 194 amino acids. NCBI's taxonomy places the organism in Eukaryota, Parabasalia, Trichomonadida, Trichomonadidae.